This is a messenger RNA of Scylla paramamosain (green mud crab), 2726 nucleotides long. It is a transcript of the gene EMC10, whose product is annotated as ER membrane protein complex subunit 10-like. NCBI's taxonomy places the organism in Eukaryota, Metazoa, Arthropoda, Malacostraca, Decapoda, Portunidae. Gene Ontology annotation, cellular component: EMC complex. Bases 85 to 771 code for a protein of 228 amino acids. The record is from RefSeq and is a predicted model, not a curated record. The transcript has 6 exons.
AAGAAGAGAAGCAGAAGUCAUGACAUCACGGUAAACAAAUCGUGACGUCACCGCCGGCCAGCCCUGUGAGCUUCGCCUUCCAUCAUGACCGCGGCGAUAUUAACGAGGAUUACCGCCUUGGCCUUGCUGCUGCUGGCCUGGGGAGGAACACACGCUUUCCAGGAGGAUGACUUUCUGGAUGGCCAGCUGACAUUGGUGGUGGAGGACGCACUGGAUGGCGGCCCUGAUCCUGUCUUCUCCCCGCGUUCAACAGUCCAAGUCCGCUCGGUGAAGUCUGGCAGUGCAGUGAUCAGCCACACUCGCCCCUGGACCUCAGAGCUGAACGCCAAGCUUAAGAGUCUGGUGGACAAUGAUGACCUCUACCGCAUCCGGGUGUACCAGAAAGGCUCAGAGGACAGACGCUAUGUGUCAACCUUCACCAGAGCCUGUCAAAUGUACGAGAGUGGCCUGACGGAGACCCUGAGUCUGGUGGUGGACAGUGGAGGCACCUCAGUGGUUGGUGUGGGCAUCUUCCCCCCUGUGGCAGUAUGUGGUGGAGAGGCACCAGCAACACUGCCUGCCCACCACAACACCACAGUCAUCAUCCGCUCACCCAUUCCAGCGCCUGUACCUGACACAGCCACCUACAUUGAGAAGUUAGAGGCCAUGAAGAAUGAGAAGGCAGAGGGCAAAGACAACCGAUCCUUCCUGGCUAAAUAUUGGAUCUACAUUGUUCCUGUCGUGCUGAUCAUGGUGCUCUUUGGGGGUGGCCAGGAGGGUGGUGGUCGCUGAGUGUCGUCCCAUUUCGGGGAACAGCCACGUGUCAUUUAAAAAGGAUUAUGGGUCAUUCUGAAUAUUGUUAUGCACUGUAGUUGACACAGGCUAAACUGAUAGAAGCAGUGUGGUCUCCCUCCAUCUCUCUUUCAGUGUGGCAGUUGAUUGGUGCACACACAAUUCUUGUCAUUUCUCUAUAUUUUUACGUAUAUAUAGAUUUUUCAGUUGCCUUAUAAGCCAUGCUCUUAGCUGAUUUUUAGAAAUAUCAGUGGGAAAACAAUAGUAUCAAAAUAUUAAAUAUGAAUAUUUAAAUAUUCAUAUAGAGAUGGGCACAGCUCAAGAAAGACACAUUUACAUAAACUCAACAUGUGCCACAUGAUUGUUCCACUGUGCAUCCAUCUGUUUGUUUUUCACAAUUUCUCCAAGGGUUAAUUUGAUAUUAGCAUUGACUCUAUUAAUAUUUCUUAAAAUCAGUUCAGUGCAAGAAUAACUGGUAAGGUGAUUAAAAUUUCAUGUUAAUUUUAAAAAUGUUGGAAAGUAGUAAGGACUUUUGAGAGCACCAAUCAACUGCCCUGUCCUGCCAAAGGGGGGAGAGAGAGAGAGACAGUGUGACUUCCAGCUUAGGCUGUGGCAACUACAGUAAUAUUUAUUUUGCAGAGGAGGUAGGUGUGUAAAUCAGUCAGGUGAGAUAGAUCAGAAUAGAUUAUCAGUAGAGAUUAGGGAGUUUCAUGAGUGUGGCAAGGAAAUGCAGUAUUGUCCUCCCACGUGGUGUUUACAGUACCUAAGUAAAGACUCUACAAGAGAUUAACCAUUUUUGAGAAGUGCAUAAUUAAAACAACCAGGGCCACAUAAAAUAGUGUUCUUGUGUACGUAUCUCUGUCUGUAUACUUAGUCUCCAGAAAUACAUUGGGGAGGAUAAAUAAUUCUUACAUCUUAGAACUGAUCUCUGACUGGCAAAAUGUUGUUAGUUAUGAAAGGCCUUACAGUCUCCAGUGGAUGUAGGAGGCACUGCAUACAAAACAGAUGGGAUGUUCAGUUAUGGUCUUACCUCUCACCCUCAUUGCACCAGUGAUUUAAGGAAGGUGACCACUGUGUGCUCCUCAUAACACCUGUAGGAAGACAGUGAAGAGUAGUUCAAGGGCAAGGAAGUCGCAUAGUCCAUCUCUGAAGGCUGAACCUUGCAAGCUACAUGCAUGAGUGUAAAUUAAUGCAAAUUUACCUUCAUGUGAUCUGAUCUUAAACAAGUUGAUGACUUACUACUGGCUUAUGUCAUGUUUUCAUUGAAUCCUCUACUGACACCACUGUAACUUGCUUGGUACAGCUUCCACUAAAUGGACUGUCAUUAUCUUAAUGCACAUGUGCAAUAUUCCCAUUCAGGUUCUGCACUUCUGUAAUCUUGAUAGCAGUGCCAUGAAAUUGCCAGAGUAAAGGUGGUAUUACACUUGGCAAAGUUCAGCCAGCAGGGAACAAGUUCACUGGUGUCAUCUACUUUGACAACAUGAGUGACAGGCACUAGAGAGAGCUUAAUGACUUAGAAUUUUAUUGCUCACUGAGCAGCUGCCCACCAUGUGGAAAGCUACACUGUGGCAUCAAUUGUAGCCAGCAAUGCAUCCAGUGACUGGAGGUGGUGCUAAUCAAACUUUUCCUUGUGCAAUGUCACCUUUAGUAAGGAGGAAAGCCAACAGAGCAUUAAAUACUGUGUUUACUUUCUGGCUACCUGUAUGUUGCAUGAUCUUUCUAAUUGAGGGAAAUUGUCUGUAUCAGCUUCAUUGGAUGUAAUUCAUUUCUACCUAAACCCUUUUGUAUAAAACUGCUUCUUGGAUGACUGACUGUGUGGAUGCCUUGUGUACACUCUCUUGAUAAGUGUUUUAAUGACUGAGUAAUUGACUAGCUAGUCCAAGAGAAAUGUUAUGUUUGUUAACUUAUCUUUCCAUUUUGACACUGUAUUAUAUACAAUAAAUGUUACUUGUACA